Anolis carolinensis (green anole) is the source of this 3040-nucleotide messenger RNA. It is a transcript of the gene senp8, whose product is annotated as SUMO peptidase family member, NEDD8 specific. Gene Ontology annotation, molecular function: deNEDDylase activity; cysteine-type peptidase activity. Gene Ontology annotation, biological process: proteolysis; protein deneddylation. Bases 179 to 814 code for a protein of 211 amino acids. The transcript has 2 exons. The record is from RefSeq and is a predicted model, not a curated record. NCBI's taxonomy places the organism in Eukaryota, Metazoa, Chordata, Lepidosauria, Squamata, Anolidae.
UCUCCACCAAGCCCCGCCCCCUUAUUACGUCACGACAGACCCGUAUGUUAAUGAGACGGUUGAAACUUUUCGACAAGCGGUUUUGCUUUACGGCCGGCUGUAGCGACUGGCGUGAAGAGAAUGAAGCCCGGGACAGGCCCUGGAAUUUCUCUUCCUUCUGUGACUUUGCCUGCCUAGAAUGGACCCUGUUGUUCUAAGUUACAUGGACAGUUUGCUGAGGCGGUCGGAUGUCUUGCUACUGGAUCCUCCCUGCUGGCUUAAUGAUCACAUCAUUGGCUUUGCCUUUGAGUACUUUGCCAGUGAUCAGUUCCAGGACUUUGCUGAUCAGGUGUGUUUCAUUAGUCCCGAGGUGGCUCAGUUCAUCAAGUGCAGCACCAGUCAGGAGGAGUUGGCUCUGUUCCUUGAACCACUGAACCUCCCUAAAAAGAAAGUGGUGUUCCUGGCCAUUAAUGACAACUCCAACCAGGCUGCUGGUGGCACCCACUGGAGCUUACUGGUUUACUUCCAGGGGACAAACAGUUUUGCCCACUAUGAUUCCCAUACCAGGAGCAACUGUGCCCAUGCCAGACGAGUCGCAGGGAAAUUGGAGCCCUUUCUUGGCAAAAGAGGAAAAAUUGCCUUUGUAGAAGAGAAAGCCCCUGCCCAGCAGAAUAGCUAUGACUGUGGGAUGUACGUAAUCUGCAACACAGAAGUGCUGUGUAAAGAAUUCUUCCAGGGACAACAGGAGCCAAUGUUGCAGCUCCUUACCCCUUCGUAUGUAACAAGCAAAAGAGAAGAAUGGAAGAAACUCAUUGCAAAGCUCUCUCAGAAGUGAUCUGCCAACCUCUCAAGUGUCGCUUACUCAUAUUCUUGUCUUGCUCUCUGUGCCUGGGGUGGGGGUGGGGGUGGGGGUGGGGAGAGCUUGUGCCAUAGGGUUUUCUUACAGAAAGAAUGUACUUACCUCUGCUUUCUGUAUUGCCUUAUUCUGCAGUUGAUCAGGAGAGAGAUGAAUAAUAGGAAAUUGGCAUGCAUCUUCCCAGAGGUGUGGGGCAAUUAUGUUUUUGUCCACCCAUGCUCUAUCCCUAAACAUACAGAAUUUCCUACAUCACAAGUCCUUGCUAUGUUUUAUUGUGAUGCUGUUUCAGUGAGGUCAGUAAUCUCAAAAACACACCUCAGUCUCUGGAAGUGAGAUCUAUGGUAUAAUGCUACAAACCGGUAGUGAUGCUUGUAUUAAAAAAUUUUCAUAAUGUUGUCAGCUUCCCUCCCCUUCCCACACGCACACACACAGACACUGGAAUAGAAGUAGGUUGCUUCUGUUACUAAGCAGACAUUUUCUUAGCAUAGGCAAAGGAAUCCCCAAUCUUCUCUCUGAUCAGCAGAAAAAAAAGAGCCAGGAAUCUUUCUCGAGUGCUGAGCAGGAUGGUGUUUUCUCCAUGGAAAGUCAAACAAGGAAGAAUUGCUCUGUGCCACUGUCCAUGGAGAAAGGUGCAUAUGCUUUUUCUCUGCUGGAUGAUUUGCUGCACAGAGAGGGACCCUUGUGAUGCCAACACUUAGAGAGAGAAAGCAGAGCUCUUACCUGCUGGCAUUAGCCUAAAUCCUGUUGUUUGUUAACCAGUGUAGACUGAUUGAAUCAAUGUGAAGUCAACACUUAUAUAAAUUCCCUUUGUUCAGCAGGUCUUCUUUGAUCAGGACUAACUAUUCAGGCCAGCAUCCCUCCUGAGUGGGUGGAAUGGUCUGGAAGUUCAGCUUACAGAGACAGAAGAGUUCCCCACCCUUGAUAUAAAGCAAAGGAGAGUUUCUAGAUGUGUUUCCUGUUGUUUAUUUAGCAUGCUGUGAAUUUUUUUUAGAAUGCUGCAUUUCUAAAUGGAUUGUGAGAUGAAACUCCUAAAGAGGAAAGGGAGCCUAAGUUUUCUACUCCCAAUGCCUAGCAGAGAAGGGGAAAAACACAAUUGUAUAUGUUUUUAUUUUUCCUUUGUGACCUUUGGUUUGCUAAAGUAACUGAGACAUUUGUUUGGAGGCACCUUCCAUUGGGCAUUUGCAUAUCCCGAGCACUAUACCACACUGAAGUCUUGAGAUAGUUAUGGAAGCAAAAGGACUUGAAAAUAUUACUGGGAGCAGGGAUUGAGGUUUUAAUUUUUUUCAAGAAAAGGAAUUACACAGUAGCUUAGUGUUCGGCUAAGUGGAUCCAUCCUGGUACAGUCCUUCAGUCAAUCUGGGAAGCAAGUUGAACAUGCCAGUAAUGCCAAAACAAUGAAAUUUGGCAACUAAAAGACUUAACAGAUUUAUUCUACUGUGAGCAUUCAUAGCCCAUUUCAUCAAAUGCCUGGAGUAUUAGAAUUUCAGGUAUAGAUGCACAGUAUAUAUGGUGGCAGAUGAGAUUCCAGAUAGUGAAGUCAAACGUUAAAUUAAUGGCAGAAUGUCCUGAGAGUAACAAUUGCAUUAAUAGCACUGGCCAUUCAUAACAGCCUGUGAAUAACACAAGCAAUUAGGCACUAACCAAGCCAUUUAACAGAGGCAGUAUGAUAAAAAUCUCUCGUCCUGAUUCAAGUGUUGGGAUAGAUUGUAAUCUCCUAAUGAAAAGCAGUUCAGUAGAUUCUCUCAUUCAACCUUUGUUGGAAGUCUUUUUUUGACCCACAACUACUAUUCUGGAUAAUCUGUGUGUUUUAUGAAGUUGGUCACACAUCCUUCUGUUAUAUAUUGGGUCUCCUGUAGAAAAUAAUCUGUUCUGUUGAGAAAUACACCAGCAGGGUUGAUCAACCUAAAAGAACCAUAUUGUUUGUUUUUCCUGUUUGCCUUGUUUAAUUGCCCGUUUCACUCCCAUAGGAAGCUGCCUUAGCCGCUCCUCCUCCUCCUCCUCUUAAUGCUGCACAAGAAAUAGAGCAGACAGCCUUGCAGUACCAACUUGUUCCCUGAUUAUUCUAGGAUGUGGUGACACUUUGGGGGCAGUAGAGCUUUAAUCAUUUUCUCAUUUGCAUAGGAAAGAGGGCAUGAUAACUUUUGUUCUGUUUGGGGAAAAAUCUUGAAUCAAAGUGAAUAAAUAAAAGAGUGUUUUCAAUCCAAA